This is a messenger RNA of Pelagomonas calceolata, 2229 nucleotides long. Lineage: Eukaryota; Pelagophyceae; Pelagomonadales; Pelagomonadaceae. The record is from the annotation of a GenBank genome assembly.
AGCCGCGUGAAAAAUUAUUGCCUGUAAGAAGUGCUCACGAGGCAGCAUUGAUCCCCGAUGAAGCGCAUUGAUGCCCAAAUUUGACAGUAUAAUAUGCGCUCCUUGGGGCUGCCGGCAAAAGGGCUGAAUUGGGCUGCCAAGAUGCUGCCAGUCGGAUGAGACCUUGUCCUGUGCAUCACUAAGUAGCUAUGCGACUGCGCAUCAUCGCACUCCUCACCCACGCCGCCGCCGCGGCAUCAGACGCCCUCGCCCGCGUCGACGGCGUCCUGGCCUGGCUCGCGGGCAACGCCACGGCGCCGGCGCACUGGCCUAUUCGGUCGCGGGACGACGUCAAGUCCAAGAACUGGAAGCAUUUGGGUGGUGGCAACGUCAAGGACGUCUACGAAACGAAAAUCGACGGGAAAAGGGUCGUGGUCAAGACGCGCCUCACCAGCGCGGCGCAUCAAGAUAGGGUCGAGGCCGACGCGCGGGGCGAGCUGCUCUACCUCGAGUUCCUGCGGGAUUUUCCCGGCGUGCCGCGGCUCCACGGCGGCUGGCUCCAGAGCGAUAGGCUCUGGUACGUCGUGCAGCACGCGGGCGAAAACUUCGGCCUGGGCAAGGGCACGCGGCAUCGCCCAACCCGCGUGAACCGCGGCUGGGCGGCGCUCGUGAAGAAGGACCCGAUGGGCGCCGCGCGGGCGCUGCUGGAGUGCAUCCGCUCCUUCGCCGACCAGGGCUACUUCCUGACGGACUUCAUCGCGAGCCAGUUCGCGGUCAAGGGGUCCACCGUGUCGCUCAUCGACGCGCCUCCCGCGUUAAGCGGACCCAUGGUCGCGCGGGGCGUGCCGCGCGUCGCGCUCAUCCCGCCGAACAAGAAGGGCGCAUGCACGACGGACGACGACUGUCCCCACAGCUUCAGCUGGCACUGCUGCUGCCAGGCCCGCAACGCGGGCGAGGAGUGCGAGAAGAACACGGUCGGCGGGGGCGCGCCCGAGGCCGGGGGGCGGUGCCUCGCGGGGACGUGCGCGAGGCUCACCGCGAAGACGCACGUCUUCGACGUCGCGUCGAAGGCCUGGGCCCUGCCCUACGUCCACCGCGCCGCGCGCGGCGACGACAAGCGUCGAUUGGAGGCGCUGAUGGCGCGCAUGCGCGCGCCCGAGCCCGCCGAUCGGCCGAACUUCACGGAGGCGCUGGAUUAUCUGAAGAGGCGCCGCCUGAAGCAGGAGGAGUGGCACGGUGAGUGCGGCGGCGCCGCGAACGGCUCGCUCGUGAUCGUGCCCCAUGUGAACCGGCGCGGGUUCAUCGACGUGAUGUUUCGGUACGAGUUUGCGGGUGAAAUAGCGGCGCGCGUCGGCGCGCAGGUCGCCCUGCCGCGACCCUGCGACGCGCUCGCCAAGGUGCACAACGGCAACCACCUCGUGAACUGUUCGCACGGCUGGGGCCGAUAUAGGAACUGGUCGCGCGUCGUCGGCGAUGCGCCCAUGGUCGCGAACUCGUCGGAGGCCGGCGGCCGCGCGCCCGUGACGGGCGCGAGCUUCGACGCCCAGUUUCGGAGCGCGCGAGAAAUGGCCGCAAAGGGCGAGGCAUUUGUGUGGAACCUCCCGUCCAACGUGCGGGACCAGAAGCGACAUAUUGUUGGGCUGGAUGAGUGGCAGGCCUGCGGCCCGCGCUACAAGACGCGCAAGGAUUUCGUGGGUUCGGCCAUGGACGCCGGGCCCUCGGCCUCCGUCGUCGACUUGGCGGAUCGCUUCCGCGCCACGCUCGCGGGCAAUUUCUCGACGCUGCACCUCCGCCGGAGCGACGCGCUGACGCACAAGGCCCAGAAGCGCAAGCGCUGCGGCACGAAGGUCUCGACCGUGAAGACCUACGUCGACUGCGUCUACCCUCCGCCGCGGUGCGGCCCGACGCGCUGCAAGAGCAAGGCGGACGCCGAGCGCCGCGACACGCUCGUGGUGUUCACGGACGAGCGCGACCAGCGGUACCUCGACGAGUUGUAUGACGCGCUCAAGAGCACGGGCCGGGACGUGGUCUUCGGGGAUGCCGCGCUGCGCGAGCUCGCGGGCGACGGCGGGCGGGACAACUACUUCGUCUUCGCCGCGAGUUUGGUGGUCCGCGAGGCGAGCUUCCCGCGGCUCGCGAUGGACCGGAGCCACUGCGAGACGCACCGCACGUGCGCCCAGUUCUCGGGGAAGUGAUCAUGCGCAGCGACGGACGCGACGAGCGAGAGUAAAUCUAUGAUUGUGUGUCUUA